UCGCCCCAUGUGAACAGGCUUUGGAUUGCAACACAUGCAGCGGCGACUGAGAAAGAGAAGAGAAGCCGGUUUCUACGUCACAGCUGGGAGCCUGAGCCGCCUCCAUUGAGAUCAGACGCAGAGGGAGCGGUAGAGAAGCCGGCGAUAGGGCACAGCGCGGCUGUAGAGAGCAGGAGGAGAGAAGAUGGCGGACGACCCGAGUGCUGCAGAUAGGAACGUGGAGAUAUGGAAGAUCAAGAAGCUGAUCAAAAGCUUGGAAGCGGCCAGAGGCAAUGGCACCAGUAUGAUAUCGUUGAUCAUUCCUCCCAAAGACCAGAUUUCACGAGUGGCAAAGAUGUUGGCUGAUGAAUUUGGUACAGCAUCAAACAUCAAGUCUCGGGUGAACCGCCUUUCUGUACUUGGAGCAAUUACAUCUGUCCAGCAAAGGCUUAAACUGUACAAUAAAGUACCUCCCAAUGGGUUAGUUGUUUACUGUGGAACAAUAGUAACAGAAGAAGGAAAGGAAAAGAAAGUCAACAUUGAUUUUGAGCCUUUCAAACCAAUCAACACAUCUUUGUAUUUAUGUGACAACAAAUUUCAUACAGAGGCUCUCACAGCUCUGCUUUCUGAUGAUAGCAAGUUUGGAUUCAUUGUAAUAGAUGGCAGUGGAGCACUUUUUGGCACUCUUCAAGGAAAUACAAGAGAAGUUUUGCACAAAUUCACUGUUGAUCUCCCAAAGAAACAUGGUAGAGGAGGACAGUCUGCAUUGCGUUUUGCUCGUCUACGAAUGGAAAAACGGCACAACUAUGUAAGGAAAGUAGCCGAGACAGCAGUACAGCUGUUUAUUUCCGGUGAUAAAGUGAAUGUAGCUGGUCUUGUAUUGGCUGGAUCAGCUGACUUCAAAACUGAACUAAGUCAGUCAGACAUGUUUGAUCAGCGAUUGCAAUCCAAAGUUUUGAAGCUAGUAGAUAUCUCAUAUGGUGGUGAAAAUGGUUUCAAUCAAGCAAUUGAGUUGUCAACAGAAGUCCUUUCAAAUGUGAAAUUCAUUCAAGAAAAGAAACUAAUAGGGAGAUACUUUGAUGAGAUCAGCCAAGAUACUGGAAAAUAUUGUUUUGGUGUUGAAGAUACACUGAAAGCACUGGAAAUGGGUGCUGUUGAAAUUCUUAUAGUAUAUGAGAAUCUUGAUAUCAUGAGAUAUGUUUUACGAUGCAAUGGGUCUGAAGAGGACAAGAUUCUUUAUCUAACACCGGAACAAGAAAAGGAUAAAUCCCACUUCACUGACAAAGAGACUGGACAAGAGCAUGAAUUAAUAGAUAGCAUGCCACUACUAGAAUGGUUUGCUAAUAAUUACAAAAAAUUUGGAGCAACACUGGAGAUCGUUACAGAUAAAUCACAAGAAGGAUCUCAAUUUGUCAAAGGAUUUGGUGGGAUUGGAGGUAUCUUGCGGUACAGAGUAGAUUUCCAAGGAAUGGAAUACCAAGGAACAGAUGAUGAAUUUUUUGACCUGGAUGACUACUAGGUAGUCGACAUGGGUCUGGCGAAAUGUGCCUAACCCUCCAGCAUCCAACCCAAGCAGCAGUUUCCUGGUGAAAACCAAACAGAUCCCUGCCUUAGAAUUGGAACAUUUCCGGAACUUGGUCUAUAAGCAUUGGAUAUGAAAAUUAAAACACAUUGUUUUGUCAUAGUGUACAAUGCAACUGCAAGGCUCCCAAAUGCCACUUUGGACUAAUUUCACAGAAUCACAAUUUUUACUUUUACUUACCAAGAAAUUGUUUGCUCUUGUAUUUUAAGAAGUGUUUUUUUUAAUCUUUGUACACAAGCAACACUUUAACUGCUUCAGACAUUCAUGCAAGUUAAUACAUUGAUUUGCUCGUUUAUUUUCUUUCUACUUAAUGGAACAAAUACUGCAUUGUUUGACCCAUUUACUUGGCAUUAUCUGUUUAAUUUGCACAGAAAAUAACAUUUUUAAGAACAGAUAGAAAAUGGUUUAUAAAAGUAUUUGUAGACAAUAAAAAGACAAAGGAAUAGACAAUCUUUUUGUACUAUACCCGUGCUAUAAAAAAAAAGAAAAAAAAAAAGUGACCGUUCUUUCUCUAACAAAACUUUUAGCCUGAGCAUGGAGUCUGGAUGCUGUGGCCUUCCUGUUUCUUUGUCGUCAUUGUGUUAACUUACCCAAAAUACUUUAUAAUGCACAUGGACUAACAUUUCCCAAAAACUUUUUUAGCAAAAAAUUCUUACCAUGUGCUAUUUGUGCACAAUUAAAAAAUGGCAAUCGCAUUCUCUUUUAUAACCUACCUUCUAUGAGCUGGUUUCCAUUUUACUUCAAUUUCCAAUGGUAUUUUUCUCACGAGAAGAAAAACAAAAUGGAUGAAUUCCUACCCAAUCAACCCUAGUUUUGUGUAAAUUUUGUAUUUGUUGUGGCCCAGUGCCUUGAGUAAGCUAAAAUAUGCUAAGCUUAUGUAGUAGUAUUUCUCAUUUCAGUAGAGAAAAAGUUAUUAUAAAACACUUUAUGAAAUAGUUGGGUCCAAGAAAUGUCUGCUCUCCUUUUCCCCACUUUGGUCCAGUGAGAUUGUUGGUUUGUAUUUGAAAAUUAUACAUAAACUAAAACACCUUUCACAUUCUGUAGUGAAAUGACUCCAUUGCAAAAGGCUUAGAUUUUGCCAUUUUAAGUGGGUCUAAUGUGAUAAGGCAGUUAUACAAAUUGAAUUGGAUGUAAAUUUGCAUUUAUUUUGGAAACUAUCGCUUGUUGUUUUCACAUGAUACAUUUAGAAUAUUCAACUUUUUGGUAGCUUUUAUUUUUACUAUUUAAGUUUGGAAACGAUGCCAAAUUUUUUUGUAUUUCUUUAAUCAAUGUGUUUUCUUCAGUGGCACAUCAUAUACAUAUAUACAUAUAUGUAUAUGUAUGCAUAAAAUGGGAUACAAAUCUUAGCCUUUACAUACUAUAUAUAGCCUCAAAUGAGAGUUCCCAAGCAGUGAUAACUUGGUGUUGUGAUGUACAGAAAUGGAGAAAAGUAUUAAACCAUAUUUAAGAAUA
This is a messenger RNA of Bombina bombina (fire-bellied toad), 3013 nucleotides long. RefSeq names its product eukaryotic translation termination factor 1 (gene ETF1). Bases 185 to 1498 code for a protein of 437 amino acids. Gene Ontology annotation, molecular function: sequence-specific mRNA binding; translation release factor activity, codon specific. Gene Ontology annotation, cellular component: translation release factor complex; cytosol. NCBI's taxonomy places the organism in Eukaryota, Metazoa, Chordata, Amphibia, Anura, Bombinatoridae. The transcript is spliced from 11 exons. The record is from RefSeq and is a predicted model, not a curated record. Gene Ontology annotation, biological process: cytoplasmic translational termination.